AUGGCGCUGCCCGAAAAUCCCGAGUCGUCUCGGGGAUUCUCCCAGGACCUUGAGCGUGGCCCAGAUGUGCUCGGGCGCCGCAGCGAAUCUCACGGAGGUAUACCAGACGACCUGGGCUCGAUAUUAGACUCUGAAGACAGCUCCAUCCUUGGUGAUGCCGACCAGCCAGACCUGGGCGACGAAUGGGGUCCGCAACAUCCUUGCUAUCCGCAUAUGAAUGUGCACGUCCCCUUGGAUUCGCCCGAGUACAUAAGUACGCGCAUCAUUAGAAUCAAGAGGGAUUGGCUGUUGCAGGGCGAUCUUGCACCAACGUUUUCGAAUCUGUACCCAGAAAUUCUCGACCCGGCAGGGAUAUCGGAGACGGAGUUCAGACGUAUCAUUGAUAAGCUCAAUAGCGAGCUUGUGCCAAUCUUCAACCCCUACAACUGGCGGAACAUUCUUGACGGGGUUCUCGGCCUCGUAACCGGCUGGGUCUGGGAUGACCUUGGCCUCACAAAUACAAAGAGCAGACUCCGAAGCCUGGAGAGCUGGAUAGAAAAGUGGAAUGCCGAGAUGGAGAAGACAAUAGGCGCCGAGGACGUGUCUCUGGCGCCCAAGAUUGUGCCUCUACGACGCACGGGAUACAUGAAUCUUGACAUCCAAAUACCGGAUCCCGAAAUCGCGCCCGCCGCUAGCGAGCGCACUAAUACCCGUGAAGGGCCUGAUCAUGUGGCGGAGCCAGAGCCUGCCGUACUGGCAGGCUCGAGAGACGAUGCCGCAUAA
Molecule: messenger RNA, 762 nt
Organism: Microdochium trichocladiopsis
Lineage: Eukaryota; Fungi; Ascomycota; Sordariomycetes; Xylariales; Microdochiaceae
Product: Golgin subfamily A member 7/ERF4
Exons: 2
Coding region: 1-762 (253 amino acids)
Biological process (GO): protein targeting to membrane; peptidyl-L-cysteine S-palmitoylation
Cellular component (GO): extrinsic component of endoplasmic reticulum membrane; endoplasmic reticulum palmitoyltransferase complex
Source: RefSeq, a predicted model, not a curated record